Molecule: messenger RNA, 1830 nt
Organism: Haliotis rufescens (red abalone)
Lineage: Eukaryota; Metazoa; Mollusca; Gastropoda; Lepetellida; Haliotidae
Product: protein yellow-like
Exons: 1
Coding region: 73-1263 (396 amino acids)
Source: RefSeq, a predicted model, not a curated record
ACCCACAGCAGAUGGCACCAGCCCUGCUUACGACUGAGACCAAACCAGACUCUCUACCUUACGACUGUGAGCAUGUCGGCACUUACAAUCCUCCUGAUCGCCAUUCUCGGACACAGGUUUGUGGAUUCCUCCAUAGUGUAUCAAUGGCAUGCCUUAGACUAUGAAUGGCCGAACAGUUCAGCCAAACAGGAAUUCAUCAAAAACGGAAGUUUCAUCAUAAAAAAUAACCACAUCUCCGGCAUAAAGGUCUACAACGAAAGUGUGUACGUGACGGUUCCUCGUUCGAGGAAAGGCGUUCCGUCUUCUCUCAAUGUAGUCGUGGUAAAGGAUGGGAAGGCAAUCCUCAGACCCUUCCCAAGCUGGGCCAUGCAGACUGUGGGGGACUGUUCAGCUAUCCAGUACUCUCAGAGUCUUGAGAUUGAUCCUUUAACUGGGUGGAUGUGGAUUAUUGACACUGGCUUACAGCGUAUCGCCGACCCGGGACAGUACUUGUGUCCUCCUAAGCUAGUUAUCUACGAUAUAAACAAGGACAAGGUUAUUCGAGUUCAUCAUUUUCCUGAAGCCGUGGCUCCAAAGAUGCGGACGUUCCUGAACGACAUCGUGGUUCAUAAAAUUUCAGGAAAGCCUGCCUUUGCUUACAUCACGGAUCCUGGAACAACCAGGCUUGUUGUUUAUGAUUUCAGAAGGGACAAAUCGUACACGUUUGCACACAGGAGCAUGUUAGCCGAGAGCGGCCCAUCUACCAUUAUCGAUUAUGACCACACGCAAUUCGAGACGCAUACACCGAUAGAUGGCAUUGCUCUUUCCCCCGACUUCCGGUAUCUUUACUACUGUUCCUUGGCAUCAAUGAAACUCUUUCGUGUUCCCACGUCAGUGCUUGCGCAAGAAAAUGGCGACAUUGGCACAUCUGUGAAAGACCUAGGAAGCAAAGUUUCCCAGACGGGUGGCAUGAUGGCUGGAAGUAAAAGUUUGUUUUACGGAGCGUUGGGUUUGAAUGCUGUCUACAAAUGGGAUUUCACUAAAGACAUGGCCAAUGCGGCGUCUGUUGACGACGUAACCAUGACAACACAGACUCUGGUGGCGAAGGAUGACACGAACAUGAAAUGGGUUGACAGCUUUGCUUUCGACACCAAUGGCUACCUCUGGUUUACAGUAAAUAACUUGCCCAGCUUCCUUCGGAAUACAAUGGAUUUUGUUAAUGCAACGGCCCCGUUUAAUAUGUUUAUUUGGAAGGUUUAUGUUGAUGAAAAGAAUUAUUUAUAAACCAUUCGACAUCAACCUGACAUCAAGCUGUUUUGUUUACCCCAAAAUAUUCUCAUUCUCCGGGACUUAAAACUAAUUACCUUUCACGUACGGCUUGUUUCGCUCUGUAAUAUAUUCUCCACCCGAUAUUACUGUUAGAAAACUAUUGCAUAUGUGUGAAUCAAACAACAUUGGCGAUGCUUACUUAUUCUGAUUAAAACAAGAUGACAAUCCCCCGGCCCCCAAAAUAGCAAAAUGCACCACUUCAGCCCCUGUACCAAGUUUGGAUGAAAUAUCUUUUACGGUUUUCAAGCUAUGCGCCGAGAAGAAAUACGGACGGACGGACGGACAAGAUGAUGACAAUGACCCCCGCAUUAUAUGCCGAGGGAAUAAAAAAGAUGCAUUCUUGUGAAGACUAAGUCCCGCGGAUGAAAAAAUACCGACGGUUACAACAGUACUGCCUUAUGUGUUCAGUCUGGUGAGCACAACCUCGUUAAUCCAGAUGCCACGUUUCCGGACUAACGAGGUUUCACUGUAUAUGAAAGGGCGUGAGAACGACAUUGAAACGUCGCUAUAUGCAAUAAAUAA